Brettanomyces bruxellensis is the source of this 1290-nucleotide messenger RNA. It is a transcript of the gene DPH1, whose product is annotated as Diphthamide biosynthesis protein 1. Bases 1 to 1290 code for a protein of 429 amino acids. The record is from RefSeq and is a predicted model, not a curated record. The transcript has a single exon. Gene Ontology annotation, biological process: protein histidyl modification to diphthamide. Gene Ontology annotation, molecular function: 2-(3-amino-3-carboxypropyl)histidine synthase activity. Lineage: Eukaryota; Fungi; Ascomycota; Pichiomycetes; Pichiales; Pichiaceae.
AUGUCCACUCCAGAUAAAACAACAAAGCCCCAUCGGCGGUUUGCCGGAUCCAGGCGAAAAGGUGGAUCGGGAAGUUUGAAUCAUAAGGGAGACAACAGUGGCAAAAGAGGAGAGGUGGUGAGGACACAUCGAUCAAGAGUAUUAGGACGGGUCAUGAAUCAGAUACCGGAUGAAAUUAUGCAAAACAAGGAAUUGAACGAGGCCAUAAAACUCCUGCCAUCGAACUACAACUUUGAAAUCCACAAGACAGUUUGGAAUAUAAGAAAAAAGGGUGCGAAGAGGGUCUGCUUGCAGAUGCCAGAGGGUCUUUUGGUGUAUUCAUUGAUUAUAGCAGAUAUUAUAGAGCAAUUUUGCAACUGCGAGGUUUUAGUGAUGGGAGACGUCUCAUACGGUGCAUGCUGUGUGGAUGAUUACACAGCAAAGGCCUUGGACUGUGAUUUCAUCGUGCACUAUGGCCAUUCGUGCUUGGUUCCUAUUGACAUCACAUCGAUCAAGGUGUUGUACAUUUUUGUGACUAUUCAGAUAGACGAGAAGCACCUCAUGAAGACUUUGAGGCUAAAUUUCGACAGCGGGGCCAGAUUAGCUCUUUUCGGAACGAUCCAGUUCAACCCGGCUGUUCAGUCCAUGAAGCACAAGCUUGAAAACCCCGAAAAUCCCGAAGAUAAGAUCAUAUACGUGACACCACCGCAAAUAAAGCCACUUUCUCGCGGAGAGGUGCUUGGAUGCACUUCUCCGCAUUUCGACACCUCCCAGUACGAUGCGAUGGUUUAUAUUGGCGACGGGAGGUUCCAUCUGGAGUCUGCGAUGAUUCACAAUCCGCACAUACCGGCCUACCGGUACGAUCCCUACUCCAGGAAGUUUACGAGAGAGAGAUACGACCAGAAUGAGAUGGUGAGUGCAAGAAGAGAUGCCGUUGAGACUGCUAAAGGAGCAAAGAAGAUUGGCUUGAUAUUGGGAGCGUUGGGAAGGCAAGGAAAUCCAGUAACGUUGCGGAACUUGGAGGCAGAGCUUAAGAAACAUGGAAAAACGGUUGUCAAGAUCAUUCUCUCCGAAAUCUUCCCCAAAAAGCUGGCCAUGUUUGAAGAUAUAGACGCAUUUGUCCAGGUGGCAUGUCCUAGAUUGUCUAUAGACUGGGGUUAUGCCUUCAGCAAGCCUCUACUAACACCAUACGAAGCUAUGGUGAUGCUUGAGGAGGAUCAACAGUUUACUAAAGAAUUCUACCCGAUGGACUAUUACGCACAGGAUGGAUAUGGCAGAGGAAAGAAGCCAGAUCGUGUUUCGUAUAAAUGA